GGUGGGUCCUGCAGCCAGUGGUGUCUGUGCUAGCGAAGGAGCAGGUGAGCAGGUCAGUACUGGCUGAUUGCUCGCUGAUUGGUGGCCUGCGUUUUGGAUGUCUAAUACCUAGGUACUCCCCUCAAGAGUCAAAUCAGCGGAGAAGGACGCCCACGUUUGCCUUUGCCAUUGGGUUUUGCCGUGUGGCCGCUUCAUAAAAACGUCCCAAGCAGCUAUGCGAGUGCGUGACCAAGUUGCUGCAGCCAUAAGAAGGCUAUUGCAAGAGAAAGUGCGCAAAGCCCCAGGCCAAAGGCUGCUGUGUAUCUAAAAGUUGCCGGGGAGCUGUGCGCGAAGUGUUCUUGUGCAAUACAAAAUGGAAGUCAACAAACAACUGAAAGCAGAUUUUGAGUUCCCAAGCCCAGCACUGUCCUGUUUGUUGCCCUACUUUGCAAAAGACCUGCGCACACUUUUGACAGUCUGCUGUGUUUCACGCGAAUGGAAGGAAGCUGCGACAACAGACCCCAGUCUGUGGACAGAAAUCUGCAUUCCUCAGGGCCUGAAGACAAAGAUCACGGAUGAGAAAUUAGCAACUGUUCUGGACAACCUGAACGGUCAGGGCCUGGUCAGCAUUGACAUCUCAUGUUGCCGGCUUUUGACUGAUCACUCUGUUCACAAUAUUGUGUCAAGUUUGAAGGACGUUCCAGAAUUUGUGAAUAUCAGCGAGUGUGGGCCUUUCACAUGGAGAAGUGUCAUUCCACUGGCCCAACACAUGCUCAAGCUACUUCGGACGAAGAAAGCAGGCGCGACUUGUGGUGGUGUUUUGCCCCACUAUGUUCUGCACCUAAAUGGUGUCGAAUGGCUGGAGUGUCCUCUGGAUCUGUUCAAAGAGUGCUUUGAGAACACGCCCCUCCAAGAUGACCUCGACGAUGCAAGCAUCUGCCCUUCGUGCCAUAUGGUGGAGGAGACGCAUGAGUGCAGUUUUUGCCAAGAGGUGCUCGGGCCCGAAGGGGUUUGUUGGUGGAAGACGAAGCUGUGUGGCGCCUGCCAGGGGGUAGGCUGCGAAGAGCAUUUUGAUGGGCAAGGUCCUCCUUGCUUCCAUGGGCUGUGCCAAGACUGCAGCAACAAACUGCCUCUUACGUGCGGAGAGUGUGGGGCUCAAGUAUGCCCCCAAUGCGAUGCGUCGCGGCAUGAGCCAUGCGUCUACUGCGAAAAGCCAGUCUGUGACCGCUGCCGAUUCUUCAACACUCUCUGCCCCUGCAAGUACGAAGAGAUGACGCUGGACGAGUUUCGAAGCAAGGACUUUCAGGCGAUCUGCACCAGCUGCCUAGAUGAGGAGCCGCAAGAAUCGGAGCUUCCCCAAGAAAGAAGCUCCUCGGCUCGAUCCAAGAAUAAGGACAACGUUCCGUCUCCACUGUGCAUCCCGUGCCUCCUCAAGACGUACAAUGGUGACAAUCAGACGGACGAGAGGAGUGUUGUAAUGGGGCUUAGAAUCUUGGGGGAUAAGGUGAAGGAAUUGUCCCGUUUGCUUACCCUCUAACAGCGGCGAAGGCCACAGAUCCCACUGAAAUCAAUUAAAUGUCAAAGUGGCAACCGAACGUCUGACAUCUCUUGCCCGAAACUGGGCUCCGAUGGUUAGCAAACUAGCAAACUCAAAGGAAUAGCCUGAAACAUAUGAAUCAGACAGUUUUUGUGGCUGUUGCCAAAAGCUCCCUUGUCGAAAUAAUCGCGCAUUC
Molecule: messenger RNA, 1712 nt
Organism: Klebsormidium nitens
Lineage: Eukaryota; Viridiplantae; Streptophyta; Klebsormidiophyceae; Klebsormidiales; Klebsormidiaceae
Source: the annotation of a GenBank genome assembly